This is a messenger RNA of Ctenocephalides felis (cat flea), 2765 nucleotides long. RefSeq names its product serine/threonine-protein kinase greatwall-like. The transcript is spliced from 15 exons. Gene Ontology annotation, molecular function: ATP binding; protein serine/threonine kinase activity. Gene Ontology annotation, biological process: intracellular signal transduction; peptidyl-serine phosphorylation. The record is from RefSeq and is a predicted model, not a curated record. Lineage: Eukaryota; Metazoa; Arthropoda; Insecta; Siphonaptera; Pulicidae. Gene Ontology annotation, cellular component: nucleus.
UCAGUGAACGUUAGAUAUAAAAUAAGGUUGAUUUAAGUGUUUUUAUUUAACUAUAAUAGAAUCUAAUGUUGUCUUAAGUGUUUAAUUGAAGUGUUGCACCUUGACAUAAUGUCAGUGUUAAAAUUAAACGUCAAACAUGAUGUUUGACGUUAUGGAAAGUAUGUGGACAUUUCCUUCAUGAAGAAAAAUGUAUUUGUCACUGUACGAACAUCAAUGCUUACAAGUUAUAAAUUCGUCUGAAAUGGAGAGCAGUCUGGUUACACCAAAACGUGAGCAAAUAUGCGACGAAGAAAGUAUUUUUAACAAACUCAACACCAUAACGAAGAAUCAAACGGUCAACGCUAAGCCUCCGGAAAUUCAAGAUUUCUUUAUUGUAAAACCAAUUAGUCGUGGAGCAUUUGGUAAAGUGUUUUUAGGUUUCAAGAAAACUAAUCCUGAGCAAUUAUAUGCAAUAAAGGUUAUGAAAAAGUCUGAGAUGAUAAACAAAAAUAUGGUUUCACAAGUCGUUACUGAAAGAAAUUGUUUAGCUUUGUCCAGAAGUCCAUUUUGUGUACAGCUUUACUAUUCCUUGCAAUCAGUUUCAUCAAUAUAUUUGGUUAUGGAAUAUAUGGAAGGUGGUGACUUGAAAUCUCUUUUAAGUGUUUACGGAUAUCUAGAAGAACCUAUAGCACGUUUUUACAUUGUUGAAGUUAUUUUAGCUCUACAGUAUUUGCACGAACAUUCAAUCGUUCACAGAGACUUAAAGCCGGACAAUAUGUUACUGUCUGGUAAAGGACAUGUUAAAUUGACAGACUUUGGUUUGAGCAAAAUUGAAUUACACAGAGAUUUGGAAAUAGCAGAUUUAGUAAAUGGUACUCCAACGCUGAACACACGUACUCCGGGUCAAUUGUUGUCUUUGACUUCUCAUUUGAGCUUUGGCAAUUCAGUAAAUAGACGAAGUGGAUGUUCUGGUCAUAGCAGUAAGGAAAGAAAUUCUGUUUCCACUAAUCUUUUACAAAACCUGAAUAAAGAAGGUUUGUAGAUAAUUGAUAGUGUUUAAUAUAUAAUAUGUAAUAAAAUUAAUGUAUUUUGAACAGGCAAAGGCAGCAGUUCUGAUUUUGUGUGUGAUCAAUUGGAUGUUUCUAUAGUUUCCACAAAUAGCAGUAGAUUAUCAGGCAUUACACCAUUUUAUAGUGCUGAAAUCAAUGUAAAUGCUGUAUCUUCUUCUACAAAUAAAACAGACAAUUCGUAUCACACUUGCCAAAGCAAUAAUUGCACAACUGACAAAGAAAAUGCAAGUACAAAAUUAGGAAAUUAUACAAUUAAUGAUGAAUUUAUAAAAUCAAACUCUAGCAAUAUAAGUAAUAUGUCUAACAGCAAUAAAAAUAAAUGUGAUUAUUUGGAUAUUGAAAGUUCUGAUGAAAUAUUAUCAAAAAAUAUUAGCAGUGCUAGAGAUUUUUUCAAACGAUCACGUUGUGGUUCUCCUGCAUUAACAGAACGAUCACGGUCAAAAUCUUUAUCAGAGGAUACUUCUGAACAUGUUGUGACUUCAUUUUCAAGAUCUAGAUCAAUUCAAGAGACCAGAAUCUUCCGUGCUAAGCGUAAACGUGGUGGCCCUUUCAACUCACCACCCGAUGCAAAUAUAACAGAAGAGCGUAGUGGAAGUCAUACAGGAUUGACACAAGAAAUUGAUUUGAUGGAUAUUGAGAGUUCAACACCGAAACGAAAAGCUACUCGGGCUAUUGUUAUGCAAUCUUCUUCAAGCAUUCAAAAAUCUUUACAGAAACGAACUAUUUUGAAAGGAGUACUGAAAAUCAAGUCUUCAUCAGAAGAUGAUUCUCCAGCACCUCCAGCUGGUGGUGUGAUGUUUUCAACUCCGGUUCCAAAAAAUUCAGAAGUUACAAAUUCAGACAGCGAAAAUGAGUUAAAAAGAGACUAUGCUGGUAUGAUUCGACACAAAAAUACAAGAUUUGAUAUACCCAUUGAAUCAAAACAGAUGUUAUCAAGUACUUUAGAAUAUCCUAAAGGACAUAACAUAUCUGAUGAUCCAAAUAUCUCGCCAAUACAGACAACAAACACUAAGUCUGUCACAACAGGUCGAACAUCAAGUAAUGAAAUUCCUCAUAGGACUCCAAAAGCAGCACAGACUCCAUUCAGGACACCAAAAUCUGUUAGGAGAGGUGUUGGUUCAACUGAUCAACGAAUAUUAGGUACACCGGAUUAUUUGGCACCAGAGUUAUUGUUAAGGCAAGGUCAUGGUGCAGCAGUAGACUGGUGGGCCCUUGGUGUAUGUUUGUAUGAAUUUUUAACAGGAAUAACACCAUUCAAUGAUGAAACACCCCAAGCUGUAUUUAACAACAUACUAAACAGAAAUAUAGAAUGGCCUGAAGGCGAUGAAGCUUUAUCAGAUAACGCAGUACAAGCUGUGGAAUCUUUACUAACAAUGGAUCCGCUGGUAAGGCCUGCUUACAAGGAAGUCAAACUAUUCGAGUAUUUCCAAAAUGUGAAUUGGGAGAAUCAGUUAUCAGAAGAGCCACCAUUUAUACCACAACUGGAGAACCCUUUGGACACUUGCUAUUUUCAAGCUCGCAAUACUUUACAACAUUUGAACGUGUCCAAAUUUGAUUCGUAAUUUAAGAUUUUAAUAUGAAUUUUACUAUACUAACUUAUUUUACUGCAUUAUGCAUUUUUUUUGCUAGAAUGCACUUAGUUGUGUAUUUUAUAUUAUAACUUUGUACAUUGUGUAAAUACUAUUUAUUAUAUUAUUCUUAAAAAAAAUAUUGUAU